UGGUUAUAUUCAGUGCUACGCCUCAGUGCUCUCUGGUAGUAGAGGAAUAGAAAAAUGAAGAUAAUUCUAAUUGUCAUUGGCUGCUUUGGAGUGGCGUUCGCCGAAGUGGCUAAGUUCGAGAAAUGUUAUGGCUGGUCCGACGACAUUUGUAAAGUGGCAGAAGUUCGGAUAAAUCCAUGCAAAAAUAAGAAUUUCUGCGUGCUUAAGAAAGGACAACAAUCGUCCAUCGAGUUUGAUUUCACUCCGAUGUUCAACGCCCAAAGACUGACAUCGAGUCUUUUCUGGGCAAGUCCCACAGGCGACUUGCCCUUCGACAAGUUCACCGACGUCGACGCCUGUCUGUACAGCACCUGCCCAACCGUCUCUGGCACCCAACAGCAGCUCUCUUACAGCUUAAGGCUUGAUAAGUUUAUACCUAAUGGUAUCUACACGCUCAAAUGGAGGUUGUGGGACGCUGAAGACGAAAGCAAAGAAUGCUGUUUCAAGACCAAUGUCAAGAUAAGAUAAUUGGUAUAGGUGUCUAGCAUAAAACAUAACGAUGUAAUCAGUGGCGUUCUCUGGCUGCUUAUCCAGAGUAGGGAAGAUUUAGGCUAAUGAUAUAUUAAAUUCCUUAUCCAAUACAAGCUAUAUUUGAGAUAUAUACAUUAAAUGUCUCGUUGGUCUAGUUUUUAUAAUAUUCGGCUUCAGAUCACGACAUCCUGAGUUCGACGGAGGAGAGUUUAUAAAUUGGCGGUAACCCCCGUGCCUAGGAGAGCACGUUAAGCUAUCGGACUUGCACCUGAUCUCUUACCAGUCGUGUCGGAUCUGCUCCGGACUACGAGAGUGAGAGAACAGAGAGUUCACCUGCGCAAACGCACACGCUUGUACACUAUAAUCUCUCCCGCGUAGUUUGGAAAAUAUCUCUGGAGUUUGACUACUAUUAUCUAUUAUUAACAAUAGACAUAGUGCGUAUAGAUUCAAAUCCCCAAUAUAGUCAGAUUGUUUCCGGUGUGUUUCGUCGUUUAAUGACGGGUUCAUCUCGGUGGAAUCUGCCUUCCGAAACGGUGUAUGUUCACUAUAAACAGUCCGGUUUUACGUUAAAGAAAUAUUGAUUAAAUAGACCUCCGUCAAAGAAUGAUUUUGUUUUUUCUAACUUUUUGGUAUCACGCUCAGUUAUUCAUAGCCGCUUAUUAGUAUUGGGGCAGAAUUUUUGCAUUUUAUAUCAUAAGCUAUACUUUCCUACCCUGAUGGAAUAUCUUCAGGGUCCACUGUACUGAAAUAAAAUAUAUUAUGAAACAUG
This is a messenger RNA of Pararge aegeria (speckled wood butterfly), 1279 nucleotides long. Its product is annotated as MD-2-related lipid-recognition protein-like. Gene Ontology annotation, biological process: sterol transport. The coding region runs from base 55 to 507 and encodes 150 amino acids. NCBI's taxonomy places the organism in Eukaryota, Metazoa, Arthropoda, Insecta, Lepidoptera, Nymphalidae. The record is from RefSeq and is a predicted model, not a curated record. Gene Ontology annotation, molecular function: sterol binding. The transcript is spliced from 4 exons.